Molecule: messenger RNA, 2212 nt
Organism: Solanum stenotomum
Lineage: Eukaryota; Viridiplantae; Streptophyta; Magnoliopsida; Solanales; Solanaceae
Product: protein trichome birefringence-like 4
Exons: 5
Coding region: 1-2022 (673 amino acids)
Cellular component (GO): Golgi apparatus
Molecular function (GO): O-acetyltransferase activity
Source: RefSeq, a predicted model, not a curated record
AUGGCAGAUUCACCGCCAACGUUGCCAGUAACACGAAAACAAAGUUCAUUUCCGUUACCACCACCACCAUUGCAAAUUCGAGAUAAUAGCCCUCGAAUAUCAGAGUUAAGGAAAAGUCUAUUUUCACCUUCAUUGCGAACACCAACAUUCAGAAGUACUCAAAAAUCUAUGUUGUUUUUGGCUUAUGUUUUCACUUUUUUAUUUGUUACAUGUGCUAUCUUUUUUGUAUUCAAUAAUCCUUCAAUCAAUCAUUCUUUUAGAAAAGUCCUGAAUAGUAGGAGAUCACAUUUUUCCACAAUUUUCUCACAUUAUUUUCAUUCUGAUCAUCAAAACUCAACUGUUUACUCUCUUCCAUUUACAAAUAAUGAUUCUUCAAUUUCUCAAAAUGGUUUUAUUGCAAUUUCACCUAGUCAAAGGAAUAAUUACUCUGAAAAUGGUUUACAGAGUUCCAUGAAAAAUGAUCCUAGUUGUAAAAGAGAAGAAGAAGAGAUACAAAAGGCGAAUUUGUUGUCGAAUUCGGAGAAAAAUGAUCAGUUUUUGAAGAAUGAAGGUAAAUCUAGUAGUAAAAAAGAAGAGGAAGAGAGACAAAAGGUGAAUGUGUCGUUGAAUUCGGAGAAAAAUGAUCAGGCUUUGAAGAAUGAAGGUAAAUCUAGUAGUAAACGAGAAGAGGAAGAGACACAAAAGGUGAAUUUGUCGUCGAAUUUGGAGAACAAUGAUCAGUUUUUGAAGAAUGAAGGUAAAUCUAGUAGUAAAAGAGAAGAGGAAGAGACACAAAAGGUGAAUUUAUUGUCGAAUUCGGAGAAAAAUGAUCAGGUUUUGAAGAAUGAAGGUAAAUCUAGUAGUAAAAGAGAAGAGAAAGAGAGACAAAAGGUGAAUUUAUCGUCGAAUUCGGAGAAAAAUGAGACAAAGAGAGAGGCUUGGUGGGAAGUGAUGAGUCAUUGUGAUGUUUUUGAUGGAAUGUGGGUGAAAGAUGAUGCUAACCCUAUGUAUGAACCUGGUUCUUGUCCUUUUAUUGAUGAGCCAUUUGAUUGUUAUCAAAAUGGAAGACCUGAUAAUGGUUAUCAGAACUUUAGAUGGCAGCCUAAGCACUGUAAUAUUCCAAGGUUGGAUGCCAAAGAAAUGUUGGAACUUUUAAGAGGAAAGCGUUUAGUCUAUGUCGGUGACUCUCUGAACAGGAAUAUGUGGGAAUCAAUGGUUUGUCUGCUCAGAAAUUCUGUUGAAGACAAGAAUAGAGUUUUUGAGGUAUCUGGAAGAGAAGAUUUCAAGAAAGAGGGUGCUUAUUCUUUUAUAUUCGCGGAUUAUAAUUGUUCCGUUGAGUUUGUACGUUCUACAUUUCUCGUUCAAGAAUGGGAAAUUCCAGAUGGGAAUGGAUCAACUAAAGAAACACUCAGAUUAGAUUUGGUAGAAAGGUCAUGUGACAAAUACAAAGGAGCCGACGUCCUUGUCUUUAACACAGGACACUGGUGGACUCAUGAGAAAACAUCUGAAGGGAAGGGUUACUAUCAAGAAGGUGGCCAUGUUUAUGGUGAACUAAACGUUGUUGAGGCAUUUCGCAAGGCAAUGACAACAUGGGCAAGAUGGAUUGAAGCCAAUGUAGAUCCUCAGAAGACAGAUGUUUUCUUUAGAGGCUAUUCAGUCUCUCAUUUCAGUGGAGGUGAGUGGUAUGCUGGUGGAAAAUGUGAUAGUGACACCGAGCCACUUCAGGAUGAGAAAGAUUUGUCACCUUCUCUGUAUCCACCAAUAAUGGGAAUGCUAGAAGAUGUGAUAAAGUGGAUGAAGUCACCAGUAUACUAUUUGAAUGUUACCAUAAUGUCAGACUUCCGCAAGGAUGGACAUCCAUCGGUAUACAGGAAGCCAAACAUGACAGAUGAGGAGAGAAGGACGACGUUAAGGUACCAAGAUUGCAGCCAUUGGUGCCUUCCUGGUGUACCAGACACCUGGAAUGAGCUUCUAUAUGCACAACUAUUGAUGAAACAUUAUCAGAAACAACACAAACAACAACAGCAGCAGAUAGGUUCUUAGGCAAACAUAGCUAUAGUAUUAUAUCGAUAUGAUAUAUUGUUUGGCGUAAAAUGUCUAGAGUUAGUUGUAGUUUUUCAGGAUGAGAAGUCAGAAACGAAGCUAUUAGCUAAUAGCUACACAUAGUUCUAUGUGGAACCACUUAUCCAAUAGUAUAGUAUCAAGUUACUUUUACUUUACCAUGUUAUAUAAA